AUGUGGGGCAAGAGGGAGAGGUUAGUUGUGGUCUAUAUGGAUUGGAACUUCAUAGAAAUGAGGUUGGAUGCACUAGGCCGAGUGGGGCGAGAGGGAGCUGUAGACGUAUGGGAUGGGCUACGAGCUUGGCAUGAAUGGACUGGAAAUGUAAGUUGGUUAGUGCAUACGGGUGAGCUAUGGCAUGGAAUGUGUGUGGGUAGAGGACUGGUGGUGUGGCUCGUGGGAGCUUGGUGUGUGGGCGGUAGUAGUGUGGGCAUAUGGAUGCUAAUAAUGGUUGUGAUGGGGCUAAUACAAGAAGGUUGUCAAAAGGGGUUUCCGGUGUGGUUUUGUAAGGUAGGGGAGAAACUACUAAAGGUGAGGGUGAGGUUGGUGUAA
Molecule: messenger RNA, 375 nt
Organism: Dovyalis caffra
Lineage: Eukaryota; Viridiplantae; Streptophyta; Magnoliopsida; Malpighiales; Salicaceae
Source: the annotation of a GenBank genome assembly